Molecule: messenger RNA, 757 nt
Organism: Amoebophrya sp. A25
Lineage: Eukaryota; Dinophyceae; Syndiniales; Amoebophryaceae
Source: the annotation of a GenBank genome assembly
AUGAAGAACAAAUCAAGAAAGAUUCGAGAAAAACACAAGACCAGGAGUACGUCCGACAAAUGAAGGAGGGCGACACUUUUUUGGCGGAACGAUUAGAAAAGAUGAAGUUCCAAUCUAACACGCCUGUGCGCGAGCAUGUGAAAGAACAAAUCAAAAAUGCGACCAAUCGCGCAAAAGUUGACCGCACUAUUAAGAACGACACUGUCAUGCAGGCGACUUAUGCGCUCAAAUUGGAAGCGUCAAGUACUUUCUGUUUUUGAUUUUGAGUGUUUCACUUUCGCUUAUGCCUUUAUGCUCAGAAACAGACAGUUCAUCUAGAUGGGAAUCAAUACAGCCACUCUCAGUUAUAUUCUAACUCAUGAUUGAGACUACUCUUGAUAUAAUUCACUCCAUUUCAUUCGUUUCAGCGUGGAAGGAGGAAAUAUGCAAAGAAGACGGCACUUGGCAACUACGAGUUUCAAAGUUGCUCAAGUCGUACAAGAAAAUCCCUGCGGCAGAACUGCCGGACAUUAUGGUGCUUUUAGUGAUGUAUACACUAAGUAGCAUCUUCAGAAUCAAACUGCUUUUCCUGAGUAGUAGUUUCAGAAUCAAACUGCUCUUCUUGUUGAGAUAGCUCUUUCUUUAUUCCUGUGCACGUGCACCCACACACACCAUACAGACGACGCUAACGAACGACAGCAGAAAAGAGAACUUUAUUUCAUUGCCGAACUUACAAAGGGGCAUUAUCACAGUCCUAGAGGAUUUUUGUGAGGCGAAG